AAACAGUCUUCGUCUCUAGAAGAGGGAGAGGGAAGGCCUUUCCUACCCCACGUAUUACUCUUACGGAGGGUGAACCAACGCACGGGUGAAGAUGAUUACCGGAUUUGGGACUUGAUAGACCUUGAAGAUCGUUCUUGCGGUACCGCGGCUGAAGAUGAAUCGGGAAAAUGAGGAGCAACGACCCGUGUCACAAACUCUGUGCGGUGCUCUGCAGAAAGAGGCGAAUUGCAAGUGCUUGGUCCUGUCCGUUCUGAUUUACGGCUGCCUCGCCGCAGUCACGUGGUGCAGGUGCGCCAACGUCACCAAAAUCGUAAUCAAUUUCUCAAAGUACCCGAUCAAGAGCACGAAGCACGUCUCGCCAUGCGACGAUGGUUACAUUUACAUUCCC
Messenger RNA from Orussus abietinus, 388 nucleotides. Its product is annotated as transmembrane protein 151B. The annotation marks the transcript as partial. The record is from RefSeq and is a predicted model, not a curated record. The transcript is spliced from 4 exons. Lineage: Eukaryota; Metazoa; Arthropoda; Insecta; Hymenoptera; Orussidae.